Messenger RNA from Sycon ciliatum, 603 nucleotides. Its product is annotated as neurogenin-1-like. The transcript is spliced from 2 exons. Gene Ontology annotation, molecular function: protein dimerization activity. The record is from RefSeq and is a predicted model, not a curated record. Bases 1 to 603 code for a protein of 200 amino acids. NCBI's taxonomy places the organism in Eukaryota, Metazoa, Porifera, Calcarea, Leucosolenida, Sycettidae.
AUGAAACCGUACCCGGACAGUGAACCAACUGACAGUGAAUCAACUGACAGUGAUGCUACGGUAGCAAGUGAGUUAAUCGUCCAGAAGAUCGUCGCCUCAAAUGCCAACACGCCCAAGCCAAAGCAGAAGAGAAGCAGGGCUCCAGCUGGCUACACAGCUGAGGAGAAGCGUGAUUGGAGGCGGAAAACGGCCAGUAAGAGAGAAUGCCGACGGAUAAAAGACGUGCGCAAGAAACUGGAGGAAAUGAGAUCCAUGUUACCUCAAGGCGAAAACGACGAAAAGCUCACCAAGUUGCAAGUCGUCCUGGGUUCAAUAGAGUACAUCAGAGACCUCAAAAGUAUGGUCGACGGUACAUUCAGGUGUAGUGCGAGCAGCGGUGAAGAAUCAAAAUGUGGCUCACCGUCAGUUGGCCUAUCGGAAAUGCAGAGAAGCCCCAUAGCCAAUAGCGGCUCCGUAUCUUCAAGCAUCCUGUCAUAUCAAUUGAGCGGUAAGCCGGUUGAUGUGCCGCCCCAGUUGGAUCAUGCCCUGUCCGAUGACGUGUUUGUACACGAAUCGCCAAUGACGGAGAUGUACAAGUAUAUGUUUGCGGAGAAGUUUGUCUAG